This is a messenger RNA of Meloidogyne enterolobii, 891 nucleotides long. Lineage: Eukaryota; Metazoa; Nematoda; Chromadorea; Rhabditida; Meloidogynidae. The record is from the annotation of a GenBank genome assembly.
AUGUUUUUAUCCCAAAAAUCCUUUUCCUUUUUCCCCUCUUCCACUUUUUCUUCUUCUUCCUCCUCCUCUUCAUCCCCUACUACUUCCUCUUCCUUUCCUUCACCUUCAUUAUUUUAUCCUUUAAAAUUAAUUUAUUUAAUUAAAUUUAAACAAAUAAUUAUUUUAACUAUUUUACCCCCUUUUUUUGGUAUUUUAAUUGUUUUUGCUAUAGCUAUAUUAUUCCAUUCUGAACAAAUUUUUGGUUAUGAAUGGACUUGUGGGAUAGCAUAUUUGCCUUCAAUUUCACGAAUUUUGAAUUUACCAGCAGAAAGAAUUGUUUGGAAUUUUUUAAUACUUCUUCACAUACCUUUACGUUUAUUAAUUAUUUUACAUAUUUUUUUUUCCUUUUCAAAACAAAAAUUUAAAGAAAAUAUUCAAAUAAUUCAAAAAAGUAAUGUUAAAUUUAUUACAAGAAAAUGUUUGCCUAAAAUUACUCCAAAUAAAUAUCUACAAAUUGUCUAUUUAAUAAGUGGAUUAUUUGAUAAUUUAUUUCUUUCAAGUUUAAGUGUUGUAGGCGAAAGGGAACAUUCAGAAUUACACGUUAUAUUCUUUUCUUUUUAUUUAUUUUCAAUUUUUAUUAAUUUUUCUGUUCAUUUUUAUUUAGAAUUAAAUUUAUUAAAAAAUACAAAAAAAUCACAAAAAUUUCAUUUUAUUUUUUUAUUUUUAUUAUUUUUAUUAAUUCCUUUCAUUAUUUUUUUCUUUUCAAUUAAUCAACUAUAUUGUAUUAAAUUUUCUUAUGAAAUUUUUGUUUUUAUUGAAUAUUUAAUUGUUUUUUGUAUUUUUUGUUUUAAUUUUUGUAUUUUGUUUGAAAAUCACAAAAAUUGUUUCUUUAUUUUUUUAUUAAAUAAAUAA